CUCCACACCUGUUUGCCAUCAGCACACCUGCCUGCCGUUACGUCCCACUGGAAUUUUUCCACAUUCUCCUCUAAAAAUGUUGUUGUCUUUCUCCUCCUUUCGUGUUUGGACUUUUAUUAUUAUUGUUAUUAUAAUACAUGAAAGCCUUAAUUUAAAACAGUUUUUUGUUUGACACGGCAGGCUAAAUCACACGAGGUGUUGUGGGACUGCGACGAUCAUAAAGAGCGAGGGAGCGGGGACAUCAGCGCUGGCAUUGACGUAUCGUUUGGGCCUCGUCCAUUAAAGCUGCCCCGACAGCGUACGUUUGUGGAUGUUCAGUUCUUGUUUGUCUUGCCUCGACGCGUUUCGAGAUGCAUUGGAGGUGUUACUCGGGGGAUAACUUUACGCUCACUGCACGUUCAAACCACAUGACAAAAGUCACUCUUAAAGUUCAGUUCCUUCCACUCUUCUUCCUGUGCCAGUGACAAAGGGCAGCGGGUUCAUCUGCACUCCUGGUCAGUGCUUUCAGCCCUUUUGUCAAUUUUCAUGUUGGAGAGAAAUUCUGGUGUUCAACAACAGCGCAAAUUUACACAGUUUCUCUACCAAUGGCUUGAGAAGCCGUCAUUGCCAACCAAUGGCUGGAGUCCGGCUGAAGCACCAUCAUGUCAAAGGCAAAAGGUUCUUUUAUUCAUAGUUACGUUUUGAGGCUUGCAAGAGCUAAAGCAACAGGACAGGAAACUGGGCCCAGUGGCUGCGAGUUCAAGCCAAACCGAGGCUGAAUUGCGGAAUCGCUUCGAAAGGGGGUGACAAGACGGCGCUCUGUGCGGGGAAUAAACGAUGUCGACAGCCCCCCUCCUUAAGUUUCUCAACCUCAACAGAGACCCCAUCGCUCUAGAUGGAGUCGUUUUCAAUAACGCUUUUCUACUUUCAAGAGGCCUUUGGACCCGAUCAAGCAUUCCCUCCUGCCGUGAGGUGCAUUCGUAUGGACGCCGACCGAGUACAGCCGAGUCCUCUGCUGAUGUCACGACCCUCGACCGCUCUCAGUGCCAUGAAUCAUCCCGGGCAACAGCUGCUCCCCACAUAGAGGUCACCCCGCCUCACUUUCCAUUCGAGUCGGUCCAGAGGAUGCUGGGAAUGUGUCGCGGACGCAGGAAGUUCCUGGCGGCCUCCCUCGCCCUGCUCUUCAUCCCGGCGCUCACUUGGCUUUACCUGUCAGUCGGCACGUUUCAAGUGAAACCACUUCCCCUGUCACCGUUGGAAACGCAGUCGUCCACGCCGGCCGGAGGAUUGGGUGAGCGGCAAGCGUUGGAGUCGCGGGUGCGGGCGGUGGAGGAGGAAAACCGGGCGCUGCGCCGCGAGCUCAGCCGGCCACCCAGGAGCCCGUCGUCGCGCCUUCCGUACGGCGGUCACCAUGGCAACCAAAGCAGAGCCCAUUCAGAGGAGGGCACCGGUGAUAAUGAGGGCCAGAAAGCUGCUGCACUGGGAAACAGCUCAGACUGUGUCCAGCAGCCGGUGGUGGAUAAGUGUGAGACCAUCCAUGUCGCCAUUGUGUGCGCAGGUUACAACGCCAGCCGAGAUGUGGUGACCCUGGUUAAAUCGGUCCUUUUCCACAGGCGGAACCCCCUCCAUUUCCAUUUCAUCACCGACUCCAUAGCUCAGCAAAUCCUGUCGUCGCUGUUCCACACCUGGAUGGUUCCUGCUGUCCGGGUCAACUUCUACGAUGGCGACGAGCUGAAGUCGGAGGUGUCGUGGAUCCCCAACAAGCAUUACUCUGGAAUCUACGGUUUGAUGAAGCUGGUGCUCACCAAGACGCUUCCACCAGAUCUCCAAAAAGUCAUCGUCCUGGACACGGACAUCACGUUCGCCACGGAUAUCGCCGAGCUGUGGGCCGUCUUCCAUAAAUUCAAAGGCCAGCAGGUCCUGGGUCUGGUGGAGAACCAGAGUGACUGGUACCUCGGGAAUCUGUGGAAGAACCACCGGCCAUGGCCGGCACUGGGAAGAGGCUUCAACACCGGGGUGAUUCUGCUGCUCCUCGAUCGACUGCGAAAGCUGCGAUGGGAGCAGAUGUGGAGGCUGACUGCCGAGCGGGAAUUAAUGAGCAUGCUGUCUACUUCGUUGGCAGACCAGGAUAUCUUCAACGCCGUGAUCAAACAAAACCCGUUCCUGGUCCACCAGCUGCCCUGCUUCUGGAACGUUCAGCUGUCUGACCACACCCGCUCCGAGAAGUGCUACAAAGACGUGUCGGACCUCAAGGUCAUCCACUGGAACUCGCCGAAGAAACUCAGAGUCAAGAACAAGCACGUGGAGUUUUUCCGCAAUCUCUACCUGACCUUCCUGGAGUACGACGGCAACCUGCUGCGCCGCGAGCUGUUCGGCUGUCCCAGCGAGGCCGAUCACAACAGCGAGAAUCUCCAGAAGACGCUUUCCGAGCUGGACGAAGACGACCCGUGCUACGAGUUCCGCCGCGAGCGAUUCACCGUCCACAGAACACACCUCUACUUCUUGCACUACGAGUACGAAGUCACCCCCGACAACGCGGACGUCACGUUAGUCGCGCAGCUGUCCAUGGACAGACUUCAGAUGUUGGAGGCCAUCUGCAAACACUGGGAAGGCCCCAUCAGCUUGGCCCUCUACCUGUCCGACGCCGAGGCCCAGCAGUUCCUGCGCUACGCUCAGGGCUCCGAGGUGCUCAUGAGCCGAGGGAACGUGGGCUACCACGUGGUCUACAAAGAGGGGCAGUUCUAUCCCGUCAACCUUUUACGAAACGUGGCCAUGCGACACGUCAACACACCUUACAUGUUCCUGUCGGACAUCGAUUUCUUGCCCAUGUAUGGGCUCUACGACUAUCUCAGGAAGUCGGUCUUGCAGCUCGACAUGGGCAACACCAAGAAAGCGCUGGUGGUGCCAGCCUUCGAGACGCUGCGCUAUCGGCUCUCCUACCCCAAAUCCAAAGCCGAGCUGCUUUCUCAGCUGGACAUGGGAACUCUUUUCACCUUCAGGUACCACGUGUGGACCAAAGGCCACGCGCCCACUAACUUUGCCAAAUGGCGGACGGCCACCACGCCCUACCGGGUGGAGUGGGAAGCCGACUUCGAGCCGUACGUGAUGGUGAGGCGGGACAGCCCCGAGUACGACCGGCGGUUCGUGGGCUUCGGCUGGAACAAGGUGGCGCACAUCAUGGAGUUGGACGCGCAGGAAUACGAAUUUGUGGUCCUCCCCAACGCGUACAUGAUCCACAUGCCCCACGCGCCCAGCUUCGACAUCACCAAGUUCCGCUCCAACAAGCAGUACCGGGUCUGCCUGAAGACCCUCAAGGAGGAGUUCCAGCAGAACAUGUCGCGGCGCUACGGCUUCGCCGCUCUUAAGUAUAUGACGGCCGAGAACAACAGCUAGCCACUGCGGGCCCUCGCGUCCCCCGAGCCGUGAGUGACCGUAAUGACUCGGGAAGCUAUUGAAGUUGGGGGGGGGGGGGGGUGCGAGGGUAUGAGGAACGGCGCAGGAAAGAUGGCCCUCGUGAGGCGAGCGGACCUGACUUGGACCUCCUUCAAAAAAUUUGGAACUUAAGUGUACGGAUCGGAGCUGUCGGAUCCGGGAAAUAGUCACCCCCCCUACUGGGAUGGGUCCGGGCGUUCGGAUGUAUUGGGAACAUACGUGCAGGUGUGCGUGUUGGGCCUAGAAAUCAAGGAAGUGACAAAUUUGCCCGGUGCGGACCCCCAUCCAAGAUCCACCACUGCACUCCAAAAAAAAAAAAAACAUUGUGGGACCGCAGCGGCGAGACAAAUCUAUGGGAAUAGAGACGAUUCAAUCGAGCGCCCGGCCGGCCAAUCGGCUGCGGGUGCAAAUCAAAAUCCGUCCUCCGAAGGCAAUGAAAAAUGUUCGCCCAGCGUAAGCGUGCUCCAAUGUCUGUGUGUGUGUGUGUGUGUGUGUGUGUGUGUGUGUUGUGUGUGUGUGUGUGUGUGUGAGUGAGUGUGUGAGUGUGUGAAUAUUUCCUGCACAAGCCACUAUGUUCAGUACAAAAGGCGGUUGUACUACGUUCCUUCCUACUUUUUCACUUUUGCCUCUGGUUUGAUGACAAAUUAGUACUAAUGGCAAUGUUUUUUGUUUGGGUUUUUUAUUUUUUUCCCCCCUUGGACAUCUAAUGUAUUUUUAAAGGUUACUGAAGCCCACACGAGAUGAAAUAAUGAGGUCUGGAUUCAUAAAAGUACACAAAAGCAACCCUAUGUACUUGUAAAGUCUUUACAUUUGGCCAUCAUCUUGUAAGAUGAUGCUCAGUUUCUUUAUUAAUAGAAUAAAAUGUUUAUUUUUGCACUUAGAGCUUUUGAUUUGGUCUUGUCAUGUCACUUAAUUCGUGUGAGCACAUUUUUGAGUGUAUUUGUUGUUGACUCAGUUUAGUAUUUAUUUUAUUUCUACUGUUGUGAAACUAGAGGCCACUGUCUCCCCCCAUUUCCUGUCGCUCUCCCAAAAAGAAAAGUGCGGAAGAGCUGUUGUGUGCGUUCAUGUAUGGAACGUUGUGCGUGCGUGUGUUAGCGAGAGAGAGUGAGUUUGCGUAUGCGCGAUGUGGACGACGGGAGGGCUGACUGAUGCUGCUACCUGAAUAAAGUAAAAGUGUCAAACA
Molecule: messenger RNA, 4594 nt
Organism: Syngnathoides biaculeatus (alligator pipefish)
Lineage: Eukaryota; Metazoa; Chordata; Actinopteri; Syngnathiformes; Syngnathidae
Gene: large1
Product: LARGE xylosyl- and glucuronyltransferase 1
Exons: 22
Coding region: 817-3372 (851 amino acids)
Biological process (GO): protein O-linked glycosylation via mannose
Molecular function (GO): xylosyltransferase activity; glucuronosyltransferase activity
Source: RefSeq, a predicted model, not a curated record